CGAGCGCUUCCUCGCCGGUUGGUCCUGUACUCGCACAGCUCUCGGAGCCGCCUCCUUCUGCUGCCGCCGCCCUGUUCUCUCGGGAUUCCUUCUCCGCGGAAGAUAGACGCUUUGCUUGAGAGAAGUUGAAGUGGGCCAGGGGGAGUGCCGAGGAGGAGCAGCGGGGAGCUGUUUCAGUGACGGCUUCGAGUCCAGACGCCGGGAGCGUGGGGCUCCGGCCGCCGCGAAUCUCGCCCACCUUCCCGCGGCCGCCGGGUGGGCGGGCGGGCGAUGCGGCCGCCGAGCCCCGCGGCGCCGAGAGGAAAGAGGGCGCCCCGGAGAGCCUAGAGCUUGUUUCUGCCCACUUGGGGAAGGACGCAUGGAGUUGUGAGCACCCCUCGCUCGGCGAGGCCGCCCCCGGCAGGCUCCCCAUGGCCGGGACGUACAGCUCCACCUUGAAGACGCUGGAGGACUUGACCUUGGACUCCGGGUAUGGGGCCGGGGACUCGUGCCGCUCGCUCAGCCUCUCGUCCUCCAAGUCCAACUCGCAGGCGCUCAACUCUUCGGCGCAGCAGCACCGCGGGGCGGCCUGGUGGUGCUACUCCGGCUCCAUAAACAGCCGCCACAACAGCUGGGACACGGUGAACACGGUGCUGCCCGAGGACCCCGAAGUGGCCGACCUCUUCUCGCGCUGCCCGCGCCUCCCCGAGCUGGAGGAGUUCCCCUGGACCGAGGGAGACGUGGCCCGGGUGCUUCGCAAAGGUGCCGGCGGCCGGCGGCAGCCCCUGUUCUCCGCCGAGGCGGUUAGGCGCCUGGCGGGGCUGCUCCGCCGGGCGCUCAUCCGUGUGGCCCGCGAGGCGCAGCGCCUGAGCGUGCUGCACGCCAAGUGCACCCGCUUCGAGGUGCAGAGCGCCGUGCGCCUGGUGCACAGCUGGGCGCUGGCCGAGAGCUGCGCGCUAGCCGCCGUCAAGGCGCUGUCCCUGUACAGCAUGAGCGCGGGCGACGGGCUGCGCCGGGGCAAGUCGGCGCGCUGCGGCCUCACCUUCUCGGUUGGCCGCUUCUUCCGCUGGAUGGUGGACACCCGCAUCUCCGUGCGCAUCCACGAGUACGCGGCCAUCUCGCUCACCGCCUGCAUGGAGAAUCUGGUGGAGGAGAUCCGGGCCAGGGUGCUGGCCAGCCAGAGCCCCGACGGUGGAGGGGCCGGAGGCGGGGAGGUGUCCGUUGAGGCCCUGGAGAUGGUCAUCAACAAUGAUGCCGAGCUCUGGGGCGUCCUGCAGCCCUAUGAGCAUCUCAUCUGCGGCAAGAACGCCAAUGGUGUCCUCUCCCUCCCUGCGUACUUCAGUCCCUACAACGGCGGGUCCCUGGGCCACGACGAGCGCGCCAAUGCCUACGCCCAGCUGGAGCUCCGGACCCUGGAGCAGUCCCUCUUGGCCACCUGCGUGGGGAGCAUCUCGGAGCUGAGCGACCUGGUCUCCCGCGCCGUGCACCACAUGCAGGGGCGCCACCCGCUCUGUCCUGGCUCCAGCCCCGCCCGCCAGGCCCGCCAGCCACCCCAGCCCAUCACCUGGUCCCCUGACGCCCUCCACACGCUCUACUACUUCCUGCGGUGUCCACAGAUGGAGUCCAUGGAGAACCCCAACCUGGACCCCCCGAGGAUGGCCCUGAACAACGAACGGCCCUUCAUGCUGCUGCCGCCGCUGAUGGAGUGGAUGCGCGUGGCCAUCACCUACGCGGAGCACCGCCGCAGCCUCACCGUGGACAGCGGCGACAUCCGGCAGGCAGCCCGGCUGCUGCUGCCCGGCCUGGAUUGUGAGCCCCGGCAGCUCAAACCCGAAUGCUCUUUCAGUUCCUUCCGGAGGCUGGAAGCCCGAGCGGCUACUGAAAAAUUCAACCAGGACCUGGGUUUCCGCAUGCUCAACUGCGGGAGGACGGACCUCAUCAGCCAGGCGAUCGAGGCCCUGGGUCCCGACGGGGUGAACACCAUGGAUGACCAGGGUAUGACGCCGCUGAUGUAUGCCUGUGCCGCUGGGGAUGAAGCGAUGGUCCAGAUGUUAAUUGAUGCUGGAGCAAACUUGGACAUCCAGGUUCCAAGCAACUCUCCCAAGCAUCCCUCCAUCCACCCUGACAGCCGGCACUGGACCUCACUGACAUUUGCUGUGCUGCAUGGACACAUCUCUGUGGUCCAGUUGCUGCUGGACGCCGGUGCCCACGUGGAGGGCUUGGCAGUGACCGGUGGCGAGGACAGCUACGCGGAGACACCCCUGCAGCUGGCUUCUGCAGCCGGGAACUACGAGCUGGUCAGCUUGCUGCUCGGCCGGGGCGCCGACCCCCUCCUCAGCAUGCUCGAAACCAACGGCAUGGCCUCCUCCCUCCACGAGGAUAUGAACUGCUUCAGCCACUCAGCCGCCCAUGGCCACAGGAACGUCCUGAGGAAGCUCCUGACGCAGCCGCAGCAGGCCAAAGCAGACGUGCUGUCCCUGGAGGAGAUCCUGGCUGAGGGCGUGGAGGAAAGCGACACGUCGAGCCAGGGCAGUGGCAGCGAGGGGCCCGUGAGGCUGAGCCGGACGCGCACCAAGGCCCUCCAGGAGGCCAUGUACUACAGCGCGGAGCACGGCUACGUGGACAUCACCAUGGAGCUGCGGGCACUGGGCGUCCCCUGGAAGCUGCACGUCUGGAUCGAGUCUCUGAGGACGUCCUUCUCCCAGUCUCGGUACUCGGUGGUGCAGAGCCUCCUGCGGGAUUUCAGCUCCAUCAAGGAGGAGGAAUACAACGAGGAGCUGGUGACCGAGGGCUUGCAGCUCAUGUUCGACAUCCUCAAGACCAGCAAGAACGACUCUGUCAUCCAGCAGCUGGCUGCCAUCUUCACGCACUGCUAUGGCAGCAGCCCUAUCCCCAGCAUCCCCGAGCUCCGCAAGACCCCGCCGGCCAGGCUAGAUCCUCACUUUUUGAACAACAAGGAGAUGUCGGAUGUGACCUUCCUUGUGGAAGGAAAGCUGUUUUAUGCACAUAAAGUCCUGCUGGUGACAGCUUCUAACAGGUUCAAGACACUGAUGACCAAUAAAUCAGAACAAGAUGGCAACAGCAGCAAAACCAUUGAGAUCGGUGACAUGAAGUACCACAUUUUUCAGAUGAUGAUGCAGUAUCUGUACUACGGGGGAACAGAAUCCAUGGACAUCCCCACGGGCGACAUCCUGGAGCUGCUGUCAGCUGCCAGCUUGUUCCAGCUGGACGCCCUGCAGCGGCACUGCGAGAUCCUGUGCUCCCAGACCCUGAGCGUGGAGAGCGCCGUGAACACCUACAAGUAUGCCAAGAUCCACAGCGCCCCCGAACUGGCCCUGUUCUGCGAGGGCUUCUUCCUCAAGCACAUGAAGGCCCUGCUCGAGCAGGACUCCUUCCGGCAGCUCAUCUACGGCCGCAGCAGCAAAGUGCAGGGCCUGGACCCACUGCAGGACCUGCAGAGCACCCUGGCCGAGCGCGUGCACUCUCUCUACGUCACCUCACGGGUGUGAGGUUGGGGGACGGCUGGCUCUGGGCCGGGCUCUGUCGCCAGGCAUCCUAGCGGGUGGGAAGGGCCGGGAGCAAGU
Messenger RNA from Balaenoptera ricei (Rice's whale), 3563 nucleotides. RefSeq names its product ankyrin repeat and BTB domain containing 2 (gene ABTB2). The transcript is spliced from 17 exons. Bases 411 to 3488 code for a protein of 1025 amino acids. Lineage: Eukaryota; Metazoa; Chordata; Mammalia; Artiodactyla; Balaenopteridae. The record is from RefSeq and is a predicted model, not a curated record. Gene Ontology annotation, molecular function: protein heterodimerization activity.